Molecule: messenger RNA, 2966 nt
Organism: Morone saxatilis (striped sea-bass)
Lineage: Eukaryota; Metazoa; Chordata; Actinopteri; Moronidae
Gene: hcfc2
Product: host cell factor C2
Exons: 17
Coding region: 64-2364 (766 amino acids)
Biological process (GO): regulation of DNA-templated transcription; chromatin remodeling
Cellular component (GO): histone methyltransferase complex
Molecular function (GO): transcription coactivator activity; protein binding
Source: RefSeq, a predicted model, not a curated record
AUUGGCCCCGCCCACGUCUUUGAAACGUCAACAGCGGCAAACUUCAGGCUCCCUGAAGGGAAAAUGAUCACGGCCCCUGAGGAGCCGCAAUGGAGGAAAGUCAAUUCAGUUUCAGGAGUGACUCCUCGGGCCAGACACGGACACCGAGCCGCCGCCAUACGGGAGCUGAUUAUUGUGUUCGGUGGUGGAAACGAAGGGAUAGCGGAGUACCUCCAUGUUUACAACACUGUCUCCAAGCAGUGGUUUCUGCCUGCGGUGAGGGGUGACAUCCCGCCCGGCUGUGCUGCCCAUGGCUUCGUCUGUGAGGGCACUCGAAUACUGGUUUUUGGUGGCAUGGUUGAGUUUGGGAAAUAUACCAACAGCCUUUAUGAACUUCAGGCUAGUCGCUGGCUGUGGAAGAAGCUGAAGCCCAGAGCACCCAGGAAUGGCUCCCCUCCCUGCCCUCGGAUCGGACACAGCCUAACUCUUGUGGGUAACAGCUGUUAUCUGUUUGGAGGACUGGCCAAUGAUAGUGAAGACCCAAACGGCAAUGUACCAAGGUACAUGGGGGACUUCUAUGAGCUGGAGCUGCAGUCGGUAUCAGGGGCAAGAAGCUGGAGCAUCCCAGAGACAAAGGGGGGUGGUCCCUCGGCUCGGGAGUCCCACACCUCCGUUGCCUACACUGGUCUCGGCUCCCCGAAGCUCUACAUCUUUGGAGGGAUGCAAGGCUGCCGGUUAGACGACCUCUGGCAGCUUGAUCUCGACACAAUGGUUUGGUCGAAGCCUCAAACCAGGGGUUCCACGCCCUUUCCCAGAAGCCUUCACUCUGCCACAGUCAUUGGAAACAAGAUGUGUGUGUUUGGUGGCUGGAUUCCUGUUCCAGAGUCAAACAAACACAUUGAUUUAGGAACUGAAUGGAUCUGCACUAACUCCUUAAGUCUGCUCAACUUGGACACUAUGAGCUGGCAGAAUCUGGGCCCAGAGCAGGAGGACGAUAUUGAGUCCCAGCUGCAGAGCCAGGGACCACAGAGUGACGACCCGUACGCCUGUUGGCCCAGAGCCAGGGCCGGCCACUGUGCUGCCUCUGUCGGGUCCAGGCUUUACAUCUGGAGCGGCCGUGAUGGAUACCGUAAGAGCUGGAACUACCAGGUGUGCUGCAAGGACCUCUGGUACCUGGAGACUGACCGACCAGCCACCCCAGAGGCAGUGUUACUCAUCAAAUCCACAGUCAGCAUGCUUCAUGUGGCAUGGCGCCCUCUGGCAGCGGCAGACUGCUACAUCCUUCAGAUCCAGCCUGUGUGUCCUUCCAGCACUGCAGCCAGUGAUCCACCAUCCAAACCAGUCCAUCCAAGUGGAGCAGAUGGACCGCAGGGGAAGAAUGAAAACCAUGCAGGAGUCCAGUCCCAUCAACCUCAAACUGAAGGAAUCACUAAUAAAGAAGGAAAGGCAUCCGCUCAGGAUGCUUCAGCACAGCAGGAAACUACCGUAAAAUCAUCCAAUGGCUCAGCAGAGACCCGAGCACAAGGAGGGAGGAGUGCUGGGAGAGGGACAGUGGAGGACUCUGACACAAAACACUGCAGCGCUGUACAUGAGACAUCAAGAACAGAGGUCAGCGGCUCAGCUCAGCAGCAGCCAGCGGAGCAGCCUGUUUCAGCUGACAAGACGACAGAUCUCUACUCCCACACAGAUCAGAAUCCAGAUGAAGCAGUGUGGUUUGAUGUUGGUGUGUUCAAAACACUCUUCUCUGAGGUCAGCCACUACUUUCUGCCUGCUGACAGCGACCAGACGGUCAGCAGCCGUCCCCAAAAUACUAAAGAGAGGAAGCUGCCCGGGCCUCAGGACUACCAGAGCAGAGAGAAGAAGGAGCUGGUUCCAGGUCAGACCUACAGGUUCAGAGUUGCAGGCAUCAACUGCUUUGGCAAGGGAGAGUUCAGCCCUGUCAGCGAGUUCAAGACCUGUCAACCUGGUUUCCCUGGAGCACCCUCUGCGGUCAAAAUUGCCAAGGCCAACGAUUCGGUCUACAUCACGUGGGAGGCUCCCUCCUCUCCUUCGGGCCGCAUCCUGGAGUAUUCUAUGUACAUGGCGGUGAGGAAGAGUCGCUCCACCAGCUCGGAGCGUCCGGGUCAGAUGGCCUUCAUCAGGAUCUACCGCGGCACCAAGAUGUCCUGCUCAGUCAGCUCCACCCACCUGGACAACGCCCACAUCGACUGCUCCGCCUCCAACCGGCCAGCUGUCGUCUUUCGCAUAGCUGCCAAGAACGAGCAGGGCUACGGCCCGGCGACGCAGAUCCGCUGGAUUCAAGAUCCCAGUAAAUUGAGAGCGUCUGCCUCUAAAGCAGACAACAGUGCAGGGGCCGACCAGGAUGCUGCUGACAGCUCCAGCUGAAAGUGUUUGGACCAAUGAAAGUGUUUUAUGGAAGAGACAAUAUGUGCACUCAGGAAGCUGGCAAUGUCCACCACUCAUAUGAUAUAUAUUUCAUAGAUAAUUUUUUUAAUUUAUUUUUUUAUGUAUUUAAUGUUUCCCUUGUAAAUAGAUACACAUUGCGUGACCACUUUGCUAUUUUAGUUACACAAAUGUAAUAAUAUGUAAUAUGAUGUAGACCAAACUGCAAGUGAUUUCAGACUUCAGGCUCGUCAUCAUCAGCCACUAAUGCUUUAAACAGUAUGUCAUGGUCCUAAAUGAAACACUUGUGGUAAGAUAUUUAAGGGCCGGUGUACCACGGCCAGUUAUCUUUGCAGUGGAUUGUUGUUUUAUAAUCAGAUUAUUUACUAUAAUUCAGAUCUUUGUUAAUGUGUUUUGUCAUUGCACAUCACCAUAUGUUACUACAAACAUUUCCUGUAUCCGUUACACUUCAUAAUUGUGUUGUACUUCUUUUAUCAUCAUUAUUAUCAUAUAAGUUUAAGCAAAAAAAAGUAUUUCUGUCCAAAAUCAAAAAGUUGAUACACUACUAAAGAUUCUGAUGUGAAUUAAAGGUAUCAAAUAUGUGA